CGGGCGGAAGUGACGACAUUGGCUCCGCCCCCGCGUCCCAUACCUCGCGAGACUUCCCAAAGGCCUCCCUCUUGCAGCUCGGCCACCGACAUGCCAUCCAGACUCAGGAAGACCCGAAAACUUCGGGGCCACGUGAGCCACGGCCACGGCCGCAUCGGCAAGCACAGGAAGCACCCGGGGGGCCGCGGUAAUGCUGGUGGCUUGCAUCAUCACAGGAUCAACUUCGACAAAUAUCACCCAGGUUACUUUGGGAAAGUUGGUAUGAGGCAUUUCCACUUAAAGAGGAACCAGAGCUUCUGCCCAACUGUCAACCUUGAUAAACUGUGGACCCUGGUCAGUGAGCAGACGCGGGUAAAUGCUGCCAAAAGCAAGACUGGAGUUGCUCCCAUCAUUGAUGUGGUGCGAUCGGGCUACUACAAAGUUCUGGGGAAGGGAAAGCUCCCAAAGCAGCCUGUCAUUGUGAAGGCCAAGUUCUUCAGCAGAAGAGCCGAGGAGAAGAUUAAGGGUGUUGGUGGGGCCUGUGUCCUGGUAGCUUGAAGCUACAUGGAGGGAAGUUCCAUUAAAAUGUCCAAGUACCUUU
Messenger RNA from Pipistrellus kuhlii (Kuhl's pipistrelle), 580 nucleotides. It is a transcript of the gene RPL27A, whose product is annotated as ribosomal protein L27a. Bases 91 to 537 code for a protein of 148 amino acids. The transcript has 5 exons. Gene Ontology annotation, biological process: translation. Gene Ontology annotation, cellular component: cytosolic large ribosomal subunit; ribosome. Gene Ontology annotation, molecular function: structural constituent of ribosome. NCBI's taxonomy places the organism in Eukaryota, Metazoa, Chordata, Mammalia, Chiroptera, Vespertilionidae. The record is from RefSeq and is a predicted model, not a curated record.